Messenger RNA from Olea europaea var. sylvestris, 2550 nucleotides. RefSeq lists its product as uncharacterized. The coding region runs from base 332 to 2242 and encodes 636 amino acids. The record is from RefSeq and is a predicted model, not a curated record. The transcript has 6 exons. Lineage: Eukaryota; Viridiplantae; Streptophyta; Magnoliopsida; Lamiales; Oleaceae.
GUACCUCACUACCAGUAUUUGAACUCUUGUCUUGCAGAGUGUCAGGCUCUGCAACUUUCCAUCUUCUUAUUUUGCAUCCCACUCUCACACAGACGUACACUUCAUCACCUCCAUCGUACCAACAUCGGGUCACUGUGCAGAAGACAUAAAAUUAUUUUUGCAGAUGAUUCUCUUUCCCUCUUGAGACGGAGCUUUGGGAAAGAUCCUUUUUGUGUGGCUUGAACUGCGAUCGACGUAUCUAUAGUUGGUAUAAAAUUUUGGAUUUCUUCAAGAAUCCCUUUGAUGAAGUUGUGAAUAGCUGAGAUUUCGGAGGUGACUUUUUUGAAGAGAAAUGGAAAAAACGAGUUUAACAGAGCAUGAGAGGUUAUUUCCGAAAAUUAGUUCAAGCUCAUCGAUUCAGGAGUUAAUCAAAUUCCUUGAGUACUCGUUUUUGAAAAGCGACUUUGAUGAAGUCCAAAACAUUUUGACUGAUCGCGAGAAUAGCAUGAAAAUGGAGAGAGAGAGUUUUGAAAGCGAUCGACGCUCAAUAAAAAAAGAAUUUGAUUUAUUGGAGGGCAAGUUGAAAGAAAAAAGUAAAAUGAUUCUUCAGUUGAAUCGGAAGAUUGAGGAAUUGACGAAUCAAAAAUUGGGAAGCGAGCAAAUCGCAGUGAAGUACGAGGAAAAAAUUAAGUCAAUGAAUGAUGAGGUAGAGAAGUUGAAUUGUGAAAGAUUGGAGGCUGAACAAACUGUAGAAGUGUAUAAGAAGAGGUUUGAAGAUCUUACUGCAGUGAAAUACGAGGAAAAAAUUAAGUCCUUGAAUGAUGAGGUAGAGAAGUUGAAAUGUGAAAAAUUGGAUGCUGAUCAGACUGUAGAAGUGUAUAAGAAGAGGUUUGAAGAUCUUACUGCGAGGUUCGGGAACACAGAGCAGAUUCUUGCAAAGAUUUUCAAAGUGGGCAUAAAUGAUCUAUCGAAUCUGGCAAAUAACAUAGAGAAGGAUGAUGUUAAUUUCUCUACUUCCGAUGGCAAAAAGGAGAGUUCGAGGAAUGGUGGUAAAUGGAGUGGAGGGAACGCUGAUUUUGGAAAAGCUAAUUUUGACCAUUUUCAAAAUGAAAGGAGAAGUCUGAACAGUGGGGCUGAUGAGGGUGACACAUUGUCUAUGGCUCACCCUGCUUGUAAAUCUAGUGGAACUGGAAUUCAUGGUUUGCAAGAAAGAGGUGGCAGGAACUUGGUUCUGUCUUCCCAGACAAAAGAGGCUGGAGCAAAUGGCUACGAUGUGUCUCAAAGUUCUCCUGGAAAGCAAUUUACUGGCGAUCCUGGUCAAACUGAAAGUAGACAAGCUAUUAUCAUGGCCUUCGAUCAUGGAGAACAAGUCCCAAAGAACUUGAAGUUGACUAGAAGUUGUAGUAAAAUGGCAAGAUCACUGAUAUCUGGAGACAUCAUUGAAAUCAGUGACAGUGAAGAUGAAGCCACCCCUGAGAAAUUUAUUCAAAGUCCAACAUUAAGUCAAACCAACAAGAAAAACAGAGCAGAAUGCAAAGAGAGUUCACUCGUGAGUUCAAAGCCAAAAAGGAAAAGAAGCCCAUACGGAAGUGACAAUGAUGAAAACUUUCCAAUUGGUGCACAGCAGGAGAAACAAACACGAGAAGUAAAAUAUGAUGGAUCUGGGUCCCUUAUGAAUAUCUCGGUAAAUCCUAAAUCAGUGGAUGCAAAUCUUGCACAAACUGUUUUGCCUUCCAUGCACAAUCCGGUACACUUCAGAAGAUGUGAAGAAAAAGCUCAGGCCAAGAGAGAUUCUCAAACUCCUUCACAAGUAUCUGAUGGCACUAAUGUCAAGGAUUCUACAGAUUCAGAAGAUGAAUCAUUUUCAAGCUCCUGCAUCAAUAAUAUGGUUUGUUCACUCCAAGUUAAAAAGAAACCUAGAGCCUGGAUGUUUGGAGCUGACAUGCUCAAGGACUUUGAGGAGGAUCCAAAACUUUGCCUGAAUGCUGUCUGUGCACUUCAUCGACAGCAAAUAUCUGCAGCAAAAUCCAACGUUGGUUUCCCGAGUGGAGUAUUAGGCCACAGAGAUGUAUUGAGUAUACGUGCUUUGGGGGAGUAUCUUAUGGAAGGGGAUCCACAGCAUAGACUGAGGAAAUCAGUAUCUGAAGUGGAACAACAACGCCCAGAUGUUCUCAGUCAAUGUCUAAAUCUAGCUAUUAUUCACUAUGAGAGGCUAUUCGAGAUAUAUCGCAAGGAGAAGGAUCCAUUCUUUGGCCCACUAUAGCCUAUCAAGUGUACUGCAUCUGUUGUAUGCUUUAACAGUUCGAUCUCUUGGCGGUUUUUGUUCUUUCCAUGGGAAGCAAAUGAAAGAUGUCUAAAACUAAGAGGUGAAUCCUUUAGAGCUCCAUUAUACUGCUCGGUAGUUAACUUCAGUUCUGAAUUUUGUUGAAGUCUAGGCAUGGAAGAUAUAUCUGUGCUUGUGGUUUCUGGGCUCUAUCUUAGUGUAAUGAUUUGUCGAUAAAAAAUUUUCUUUUUUGGUAUAUUUUCAUGUGAAGAUUAUCCCAUGUUUUGGCAAAUUCUUCUCUAUUUUUG